AUGGCGGAUGAUGGUCUCGAUAAUCUAAGAGCUGCUAUAGGAGGUCACACAAUCGGACACCUUCAAGACAUCAUCAUCAACGUUCUGAAUAUCAUGAAUCAGGAAACGGAUAACCCGCAACACUGGCCUCCGGUUGCUCCAGCUAUACCAGGUCACCAAUCUUCGUCUGAAGAGUCUGGCGGUCCAGGCAGUAGUAGCACGGCUUAA
Molecule: messenger RNA, 207 nt
Organism: Arabis nemorensis
Lineage: Eukaryota; Viridiplantae; Streptophyta; Magnoliopsida; Brassicales; Brassicaceae
Source: the annotation of a GenBank genome assembly